UUGUCUUAUAGACUCAGCUUUUGCCUUUUUCCUUUUCUCCAUCUACUUGCGCUAUCUCUGAUUCCUCGUGUUCGAUCUCCGGAAACCCUAGAAUUUUUUCACGCUGGGCAGAGUUUCUGGUCGCCGGCGGAUCUUUGUGGGGAGGAAAGAAGAGGGUUUGAAUGUGACGACUGGGGGCAGUGGUGUGGAUAUUUGUGAGAAAGACCUGGCGUAGCAAUGUCUUCCCUUAGUCGAGAGCUGGUUUUCUUGAUCUUGCAGUUUCUUGAUGAGGAGAAGUUUAAAGAGACCGUCCACAAGCUCGAGCAGGAAUCUGGUUUCUAUUUCAAUAUGAAGUACUUUGAAGAUGAAGUGCAGAGGGGAAACUGGGAUGAAGUGGAGCGGUACCUCUCUGGUUUCACUAAGGUUGAUGACAACCGAUAUUCCAUGAAAAUUUUCUUUGAAAUCCGGAAACAGAAAUAUCUUGAGGCAUUGGAUAAGCGUGAUCGUGCAAAGGCUGUCGAUAUCCUUGUGAAGGAUCUGAAAGUCUUCUCCUCAUUUAACGAGGAUCUUUUCAAGGAAAUUACACAGCUUCUGACAUUGGAGAAUUUCAGGGAGAAUGAACAGCUCUCAAAAUAUGGUGAUACUAAAUCAGCAAGGACAAUAAUGCUUGUUGAGCUUAAGAAGCUAAUUGAGGCGAACCCUCUGUUCCGCGACAAAUUGCAGUUUCCAACCCUCAAAAAUUCCAGGCUACGCACUCUUAUUAAUCAGAGUUUAAACUGGCAGCACCAGCUCUGCAAAAAUCCAAGGCCUAAUCCAGAUAUAAAAACCCUUUUUGUUGACCACUCUUGUGGACAGCCAAAUGGUGUGCGCACGCCAUCACCUGCAAACAAUCCUCUGCUUGGAUCUAUACCAAAGCCAGGAGGUUUUCCUCCUUUGGGUGCACAUGCGCCUUUUCAAACUGCACCAGCACCCAUACAUGCGCCUCUUGCUGGUUGGAUGUCUAAUCCACCAACAGUAACUCAUCCAACGGUUUCUGGAGGGCCCAUUGGACUCGUUGCCCCUUCAAAUCCUGCUGCAAUUUUGAAGCAUCCUAGGACUCCAACCAACAACCUUGCCGCAGAUUACCCUUCAGCAGAUUCUGAUCAUGUAUCAAAACGAACAAGGCCCAUUGGGAUUUCUCAUGAGGUGAAUCUGCCUGUCAAUAUAUUGCCAGUUACUUAUCUUCAAAAUCGCAGUCAAUCUAUGUACCCUCUAGACGACUUGCCCAAGACUGUUGCAAGAGCACUUAAUCAGGGUUCAACUCCCAUGAGCAUGGAUUUUCAUCCUACUCAACAGACAGUUCUUCUUGUCGGUACAAAUGUGGGGGACAUUGGAUUAUGGGAUGUUGGAACUAGGGAGAGACUAGUUCUGAAAAAUUUCAGGGUUUGGGAACCUGCAGCAUGCCCAAUGGCUCUUCAGACUGCUCUAGUUAAAGAUUCAGGCGUGUCAGUUAACCGUGUAAUAUGGAGUCCAGAAGGCUCUUUGUUUGGUGUUGCAUACUCAAGGCAUAUUGUGCAGAUAUAUUCUUAUCAUGGUGGUGAUGAUAUUAGGCAACACUUGGAGAUUGAUGCUCAUGUUGGUGGUGUCAAUGAUCUUGCAUUUUCUAACCCCAAUAAACAACUGUGUGUAAUCACUUGUGGAGAUGACAAGAAAAUUAAGGUAUGGGAUGCCACUACUGGUGCCAAACAGUAUACUUUUGAAGGCCAUGAGGCACCUGUUUAUUCUGUUUGUCCUCACCACAAGGAGAACAUUCAGUUCAUCUUUUCGACAGCAUUAGAUGGAAAGAUCAAGGCAUGGUUGUAUGAUAAUUUGGGUUCUAGAGUUGAUUAUGAUGCCCCUGGUUGCUGGUGCACUACGAUGGCAUACAGUGCUGAUGGUUCACGAUUAUUUUCUUGUGGGACCAGCAAAGAUGGAGAAACAUACAUUGUUGAAUGGAAUGAAAGUGAAGGGGCUGUUAAGAGGACCUUUCUAGGAUUGCAGAAACGGUCUUUGGGUGUCGUACAAUUUGACACCACUAGGAAUCGCUUUCUGGCUGCUGGCGAUGAAUUUCUAAUAAAAUUUUGGGAUAUGGAUAAUACUAAUCUUUUGACGUCUAUUGAUGCUGAAGGUGGACUCCCAGCAAGCCCGCGUAUACGAUUCAACAAGGAGGGUACAUUGCUGGCCGUUUCUACACAUGACAAUGGGAUCAAGAUCUUGGCAAAUGCUGAUGGACUUCGUUUGUUGCGCACAUUUGAAAAUCGAUUGCUUGAUACUUCGAGGCCCAUAAUAAGCCUAUUGUGUGCUGUUGCAAUUGGGACUAGUAGUGGAACAGACAAAGCUGCUCCUACAGUGUCUGUAGUUGGAAUGAAUGGAGACAACAGAAGUUUGGUAGAUGUAAAACCUAGAUUAGUUGAUGAGUCGAUGGACAAAUUAAAGAUCUGGAAGCUCACUGAAAUCAAUGAACUGGUUCAAUGUCAAUCCCUGAGGCUUGUAGAUAACAUGAGAACAAGCAAGAUAUCAAGAUUAAUUUAUACCAAUUCUGGAGUUGCCAUCUUGGCUUUGGCAUCCAAUGCAAUUCAUCUACUCUGGAAGUGGCCUCGUAAUGAACGCAAUUCAAGUGGGAAAGCUACAGCAAGUGUUUCCCCACAGUUAUGGCAACCGCCAAGUGGCAUCUUGAUGACUAAUGACAUAACUGAUGCAAAUCCUGAGGAAGUAGUCCCAUGUUUUGCUUUGUCAAAGAAUGAUUCUUAUGUCAUGUCUGCAUCAGGCGGGAAAAUCUCCCUAUUUAACAUGAUGACAUUUAAGACUAUGACGACAUUUAUGUCCCCACCACCGGCAGCGACAUUUCUUGCAUUUCAUCCUCAGGAUAACAACAUAAUCGCUAUAGGAAUGGAUGACUCCACAGUCCAGAUAUAUAAUGUUCGUGUUGACGAGGUCAAAAGCAAACUAAAAGGUCACUCUAAAAGAAUUACUGGUCUUGCCUUCUCGCAUGUUUUAAAUGUACUGGUGUCAUCUGGAGCUGAUGCUCAGAUUUGCGUGUGGGGAACAGAUGGGUGGGAGAAGCAGAGGAGCAGAUUUUUGCAAAUUCUGCCUGGGCGUACUCCAAGUGCACUUUCAGAUACCUGUGUACAGUUUCACCAGGAUCAGAUACAUUUCCUGGCUGCACAUGAGACCCAGAUUGCUAUAUUUGAAACCAAUAAGUUAGAGUGUGUAAAGCAGUGGGUUCCGCGUGAAUCUUCUGCUCCAAUCACGCAUGCCACGUUCUCAUGUGACAGUCAACUGAUAUACGUAAGCUUUUUGGAUGCCACCGUGUGCAUAUUUAGUGUCGCAAAUCUCAGGAUGCGAUGUCGGAUAAGUCCAGCUGCUUAUCUCCCUGCUAACAUCAGCUCAAAUGUGUAUCCACUUGUGGUUGCUGCACAUCCAUCAGAACCAAAUCAGUUUGCUUUGGGACUAACAGAUGGGGGUGUCCAUGUUUUCGAGCCACUGGAAUCUGAAGGCAAAUGGGGUGUUCCUCCACCUGCUGAGAAUGGGUCAGGGAGCAGCAUGUCCACAGCACCCCCAGCUGGAGCCUCAGGUUCAGAUCAACCACAGAGGUGAUGAUAAUAAUAUGUCUGGCCUGUCCAAUCCUUGUAGAAUUUUAGUGAAUUAGUCUGUUGGAUAAAUUAAUGGUUCUAGCCUGAUUGUUGGUACAUUCAAAGGCAAAACGUCCUGUUUUGGUGUGGGCAAAUCUGGAUAUAACCUUCCAGUCUCGAAACACUUUACUGGUGGUUUUCAGAUUCCACUAAUUAUAUUGAUAGGAAUGACCUCCAUGAUGGAUUAUUUCACAGAUGGUUCAAGACCAUGGCCAGCCAAAUCACAAAUAAAGGCAAAAACUUCAAAUGGCACGUAUCCAUUCUUAAA
Molecule: messenger RNA, 3897 nt
Organism: Phoenix dactylifera (date palm)
Lineage: Eukaryota; Viridiplantae; Streptophyta; Magnoliopsida; Arecales; Arecaceae
Source: RefSeq, a predicted model, not a curated record